Equus caballus (horse) is the source of this 2871-nucleotide messenger RNA. RefSeq names its product EF-hand domain family member B (gene EFHB). Gene Ontology annotation, molecular function: calcium ion binding. NCBI's taxonomy places the organism in Eukaryota, Metazoa, Chordata, Mammalia, Perissodactyla, Equidae. The record is from RefSeq and is a predicted model, not a curated record.
GGGUAAACAGACCUCCAUCUCCUUUUCCCCUGUGAACUCCGCUAGGUGUUAGGUGGUGGGCAGAAUAUCAGAGUGGAGUCUCCCAAACGGUUGGGCCCCCCCAAGGAAUUGGGAACUUCCCUCGAGCCAGGUACAGCUUUGCCCUUAGAGAUGAAUGCCGUUGGAGGAAUGAGGGUGUCUGAAAGGAAAUCUCCCCUGAGCAUGAAGGGCGGACUCACCUACGAAGGAAAGGAUGAUUUAGGAGAGAGGAGGGGCUUCAUGGGAACAAAAUCUCCCACGGAGUUGGGGCUCAGAGUGGGAUUAAGAAAAGAAGAUUCCGCAUGGAAUGAGAGCCCCUUGGGUAGUAAUAAAUAUGAAGAGAGGAUGGCAUCCCGAGAAACAAAAUCUCCAUUGAGCAAAGGGCUUGAAAUGAGAUUCAAAAGACAGAAUAUUUCUAGAACCCUCACGGAGAAUAAUAAUUUAGAAGUCAACAGGGUCUCAGCCUCACAGGAAAGAAAACCUUCUCUGGGUACGUUGCCGGGAAGAGUGGGUUUAGAAAAUGAGCGUCUUCUGGCGGAUUGUUCUGGAAGGAUAACACGGUCUUCUUUGGGCAUGGUGUGUGAAGGUUCACAGGCUCUGGGGGGCAGGAGAGGUCCUGUGGCUGGUGCCUCUGAAGGGUUAGAGGCUUCAAUAUGGAAGCAGCCUGCUUUGGGUAUGGAACCUGGAGAGGAGCUGGAAAAAGAGUCGACCUGUGUGGUGAUGAAGCCCAGUGCAGAGAUGAAGCCUCCUGUGGAGGUGGACAUUGGGCUACCCCAAGCAGAGGAGCCAGAUGAAACUAAGAAUACAGAGCCCCAAAUGGGCUUGGUGAUAGAACCUUCUGACUGCCAGUUUGCCCAACAACCUGAAGAGAAAACGGAGGCUGAAAACACUGAACCAGGAGUAGAACCUCCAGAUCGCAUCAGACCCAUAUACUCUGGGAAAUUUUUUGAUCGGAUGCCUUGCUGGCCAAGUGCAGGGAAAGUUUUUCCUGUUGGAUACAGAGUUGCAGCCUGCUUGACUGAAAAACUUCCCAGGCUACUUACUCCACCUGAGGCAAAAAAAUUUUUCAACUUCAGAUAUCCACCUGCUGGAGCCGAAAGGGUGUUUUACGGCAGAGCGAAUGACCCUCAAAUUGCACCUUAUUUGACACAUGGAAUAAGAUCUGAAAUUUCAAUACCGGCAAAGGUGUUGCUAAACCCACAGCCUAUUACAGCAUUUCAACAGAAAAUUAAAGACAAAAAGGAAUCAGUAUAUUUUAGCCAUCAACGGGCACCAUUAGGAAAAUCUCAUGAUCAGACACCAGGAUUACCCAAAGGCCUGGAUAUACUCAAUACGACAUUUGGGACAGCAGUCGUCAGAGAGUUGUCUGCUAGAGACGUGGUGAAUCCUCCAAAACCCUUUGAAGAAGUGUUUAAAGAAGGAAAGGAAGGACAUGAUCUGUAUAUUGUUUCUCACAAUGAUUAUUAUGUGGGAGAAGCAAAGAACCGAAAGUAUAACCCUUCAAGUUUCCAUAGGUUUAACUUGUUUGGGGUUCCAACAUCACAUUCUAAUGAUGGACAAGCCAUGGCAAAAACUUUAUAUUGGCUCCAUGAACUACAAAUGAAAAGAGGAGCUAAGAUUGUAUCCAAGAGAGUUGAUGAUUUCAAAGAAAAGUUUCAACAUAAACUUGGAAGAGUUUUAGAUCCCAUUGCAGAAACUAUGAAUGUUCCCCCAGACCACACAUUUGGAGCUUGUCUCCGUCCUGAGGAGUAUGGAGCGGAUGAUCUCAUCUAUAACAGACUUCCGGGUGAAUACCUUCGAGGCAAGGAUAGACAGCGAAGCAUGGUUGCAGCAGUUCGGCAUCACUUGAAGAAAGUUAACUACCAAAACUUUGACACUUUGCUGGCAGCCUUCAGGCAUUAUGACAAGAAGGGAGAUGGGGUGAUAGAUAAAGCCGAGCUUCGGGAAGCUUGUGAAGAGGUCAACUUGCACUUAGAUGAGAAGCUCCUGGACCAGCUAUUUGACUACUGUGAUGUGGAUAAUGAUGGACUGAUUAACUACCUAGAAUUUGCAAAUUUUCUUAACUGGAAAGAUAAAGUGCCUCUUAAAGAAUAUGAAAAGAGGGUUAUUAUUAAAGAUAGAAAACCAGAUUGUGCAAACCCUGCUGAAGCUAAUGUUGAUGAAUCUGAACCAACUCUCCUGAUAAAGCCUGAAGAUACUGUCUUAAAAGAACCAGGGAGCUCAGAAAACACUCUCCGGACACUUCUGAGGCCAAGUGAUAAAGUUUCUAAUCACUAUAAGACAACUUCUUCUGAGAUCUGUGCAGUUGUAGGAGCCGUUCCUUCUACUUGUUAUCCCAUCUAUGGUGUUCCAACCAUUCGAUCUGAUCUUCCUGCCCCCCGAAUUCGUCGCGUCAGUGAUAGAACUAAUUAUGGCGAAGAGGGCAAUGCCUAUUCUCUACUACAUCCUAGCAUCUUUGCCCAGAAAGGAGUGUUUGAAAGAGACUUCUUCAAGACCAGAUCAAAAAAAGAGAUUGCAGAGAUUUUAUGUAACAUUGGUGUCAAACUUUCCGAUGAAGAAUUUGAGCAUGUUUGGAAUCUUGCAUCAAAAAAACAUCACAGAGGAGAAGUCUGUGUCGAGAACAUCAGAAAUGUUCUAGAUGAGCUACAGCACGCAGACCGGAUCAAGUGUAAAACAACCAUGUGAUAUUUUGAGAGUUCAUUCAUUUAAACAAAAGAAUUGUUAAAACUAUGUUCAUCUGAAAAAUGUUCAGUCCAUUCUGGUUUUAAAUAUUCUGUUACAAUUCAGCAGUCACUGUGGUGGGACUCAUAUACCUGUAUGUGUUGCUAAUAAAUUAGAUUUUGGAUUUUAAAA